Messenger RNA from Perognathus longimembris pacificus (Pacific pocket mouse), 2196 nucleotides. RefSeq names its product RecQ like helicase (gene Recql). The transcript is spliced from 15 exons. The coding region runs from base 78 to 2021 and encodes 647 amino acids. Gene Ontology annotation, cellular component: cytoplasm; chromosome. NCBI's taxonomy places the organism in Eukaryota, Metazoa, Chordata, Mammalia, Rodentia, Heteromyidae. Gene Ontology annotation, molecular function: nucleic acid binding; four-way junction helicase activity; ATP binding. The record is from RefSeq and is a predicted model, not a curated record. Gene Ontology annotation, biological process: double-strand break repair via homologous recombination.
AUAAAUUGGGUACUUUGAGGAAGAGCCACAUAAUCAAAAGUGUCAGAAAGAAAUUUGAUCUCCAACGCCAUUGUAGAAUGGCGUCCCUUUCAGCUCUGACCGAAGAACUGGACUCUGUGACCAGCGAGCUCCAUGCAAUCGACCUGCAAAUCCAAGAACUGACGGAGAGGCAGCAAGAACUUCUGCAGAAAAAAUCCGUCCUAACCAAGAAGAUAAAACAGUGUUUCCAGGAUUCCGAGGCAAGAGCAAGUAGCGAAUGCGAAUCCGCCCCCGCUGAGUGGAAUAAAGAAGAUUUUCCUUGGUCGAGUAAAGUUCAAGAUGUCCUGAAAAACGUGUUUAAACUGCAAAAAUUCCGACCCCUUCAGCUUGAAACAAUUAAUGUCACAAUGGCUGGGAAGGAAAUAUUUCUUCUUAUGCCUACCGGAGGAGGAAAGAGUUUAUGUUACCAGUUACCUGCGUUGUGUUCAGAGGGUUUUACACUUGUAAUUUGCCCAUUGAUCUCACUGAUGGAGGACCAGUUAAUGGUUUUAAAACAAUUGGGAGUGUCAGCCGCCAUGUUAAAUGCUUCUAGUCCUAAGGAACACGUCAAAUGGGUUCACGCUGAGAUGGUCAAUAAAAACUCCAAGUUAAAGCUGAUUUACGUGACGCCGGAGAAAAUCGCCAAGAGCAAGAUGUUCAUGUCCAGACUGGAGAAGGCCUAUGAGGCCAAGAGAUUCACACGCAUUGCCGUAGACGAGGUUCACUGCUGUAGCCAGUGGGGGCACGACUUCAGACCUGAUUACAAGGCCCUGGGCAUCCUGAAACGCCAGUUCCCCAACACCUCGCUGAUGGGUCUGACCGCCACCGCCACGCAGCACGUGUUGAAGGACGCGCAGAAAAUCCUGUGUGUCCAAAACUGCUUGACUUUCACCGCCUCGUUUAAUCGUCCAAAUCUUUAUUAUGAGGUUCGUCAGAAACCCUCAAACACAGAGGAUUUCAUUGAGGACAUUGUAAAGCUCAUUAAUGGCAGAUACAAAGGACAAUCAGGAAUCGUGUACUGUUUCUCUCAGAAGGACUCUGAACAACUCACCAUUAGUUUGCACAAGUUGGGAAUCCGCGCAGGUACAUACCAUGCCAACAUGGAGGCAGAGGAAAAGACCAAGGUCCACACGAGAUGGGCGGCCAACCAACUCCAGGUGGUCGUGGCCACAGUGGCAUUCGGUAUGGGGAUUGAUAAGCCGGAUGUGAGGUUUGUGAUUCAUCACUCAAUGAGCAAAUCCAUGGAGAAUUAUUACCAGGAGAGUGGACGAGCAGGUCGAGAUGACCGCAGAGCUGACUGCAUCCUGUACUUCGGGUUUGGGGACAUAUUCCGAAUAAGUUCCAUGGUGGUCAUGGAGAACGUGGGGCAGCAGAAGUUGUAUGAGAUGGUGGCCUACUGCCUCAACAUAAGCACGUGUCGCCGCGUGUGCAUCGCUCAGCAUUUUGAUGAGGUGUGGAACUCGGAUGCGUGUGACAAGAUGUGUGACAACUGCUGUAAAGACAUCGCCCUAGAAGAGAGGAACGUGGCGGAGCACGGCAGAGAGCUGGUAAGAAUCCUGAGGCAGGCGGAGGAGCUGGGUGAGAAGCUCACCCCCCUGAAGCUGCUGGACUCAUGGGUGGGAAAAGGCCCCGCGAAGCUGAGAGUGCCCGGCGUCGUGGCGCCCACGCUCCCGCGGGAAGAGCUGGAGAAGAUCAUCGCACACCUGCUUCUGCAACACUACCUCAGGGAGGACUACAGCUUCACCGCAUACGCCACCAUCGCGUAUUUGAAAGUGGGCCCGAAAGCGAAUCUUCUGAGCAGCAAGGCCCACGUCAUCGCCAUGCCAGUGAAGGCCUCAGCCGGCUGCCUCAGGGCGGAGUCAUCAAAAACUUGUCUGUCAGAACGCGCUGGUGAAAUGGGGGAAAAGACUUCAGGAAGCUUCCAGAAGUCGCCAGCACACAAGCUUCAGCAGUCUGCUUCUAAGAGCACGGGGGCCAAGAAAAGGAAACUGGAUGACGGCUGAGGUGCCCAAGUUGGACAUUCCCGUGGGAAGGAGGGUGUGGGUGUGGGCGGGCCCCCCCCCACCCCGGCUGGGGUCAUCCCCAUAGUGCUCUUCCACAGAACGUCUCUGCAGGUUUGAGGACUCAACCUGCUGCGAGCUGGACAUCUUGAGUUAUUUAUUUAAUUUUACAGAAUGA